Saccostrea cuccullata (small rock oyster) is the source of this 1026-nucleotide messenger RNA. RefSeq lists its product as uncharacterized. The transcript has 3 exons. NCBI's taxonomy places the organism in Eukaryota, Metazoa, Mollusca, Bivalvia, Ostreida, Ostreidae. The coding region runs from base 1 to 471 and encodes 156 amino acids. The record is from RefSeq and is a predicted model, not a curated record.
AUGAUUCCUGAGGCUGCUGAAGCAGUUGCGAAGAGGUGUAACAGCAUGAAGGAUCUACGAGAGCACCCUGAUAUUCAAAAACCUUGGUCUGAGGCAAUGGAGAAUGUGAAAAGAAUUAUCUCCAGUAGAUUCUGUAGAAUUAGAUUCUAUGGCCAGAAAGUAGAGGUUACUAACGUAACUACAGGAAAGUAUGCAGCCUACAUUGACUGGAAAGCAAAACAUUGUCGAGAAAGGCAGUACACAUUUCAAAUACGGAAAUGUAAUGAUCGGGCCUGCUGUCUCCCUAACACAGAGAAUUGUCCAGAACAUUGGCUUCCUGAUCCUGUAUUGGAUGACAGUGGUGCACAUUACAAGCCAUAUACAGAGGUGAAGAUGGAGGAUACUGUUGAGGCAAAACCUAGGUCCAGUAUUGUGAAGACCAAGGCUCCAAAGAGAACUCUCUCUCAUCUACCGAGGUGUCAACUGAAGUAGGACAGUUGCCAGAUCAGGAAACAUCCAGGGGAGUAGCUCUGUCUUCCCAGAAUGCAAGGUGCAUUGUGGAAUGUACCGAGUGUCAGAAACCAAGGGCUGUUUAUUCAAAUCUAAAGGUAUGAUCUUUUAAAUUGAUAUUGAUCACACAAAUACAGAUCCUCUGCAAGUGCUCACAUCUUGAAGUUCACCUUAGUCUUAUUUUAGAAUUGUUCAUUUUGUUGUUUUUUCAGAUUAGUACAGAUCGCCAGAAAAUGGCAAUUGCCCUUGCCAUAUCUGAAUUCAACUACUCAUGUGGGCUCCACUCCUUCCCCAGAAUCAUUCUUUAUACCAUCAGCUUGUUGUUCGACCUCUUUUAACAUGUAGUUCUCCUAUUGAAAUUCCAUAUUAUGGUUCGGGUUUUGGCCAGGUGGAUGUUUGUUACCACUGUGGAACACCAAAUGCUGAUCCAAAAUCAGAAAUGAGAAAUAUGUACAAAACUGUAUUACCAAUUUGUACCACUUGUGAAAACUCUGGAAGGAAGGUCUUUGUUGCUAGACCAUUUGGGAAAAAUAAAUA